Molecule: messenger RNA, 364 nt
Organism: Copidosoma floridanum
Lineage: Eukaryota; Metazoa; Arthropoda; Insecta; Hymenoptera; Encyrtidae
Gene: DCTN2-p50
Product: dynactin subunit 2
Biological process (GO): microtubule-based process
Cellular component (GO): dynactin complex
Source: RefSeq, a predicted model, not a curated record
AAUACCUUGUACACCGAUAGUCGUUCACGUUUACCCUUGAAAGUUAAUCACACACUGAACAAUUGUACAAGAUUAUGCGAAAAUGAUUGACCCUAAAUAUGCUAAUCUUCCUGGAGUAGCAAAUGAUCAACCUGAUGUAUUUGAAACAGAAGAUCCUCCAGAAAACAAUGAUACUCAGAUUUAUCUGCAAGAGGAUGGAGCUUCAGUUGAGAAGAUAUAUCUUAAUGCAUCAGAAGCUUUUAUGAAAUUCAAAGAGAAACAUAUCAGUGCAGAAAGUCUGCACUUUUCAGAUACUGCUUGUAGUAGCAUGCAAAAAUAUACACUAUACGAAACUAUGUACAUUGAUGCUAUCCAAACACCUUAA